This is a messenger RNA of Mesitornis unicolor (brown roatelo), 1743 nucleotides long. RefSeq names its product leucine rich repeat containing 43 (gene LRRC43). Gene Ontology annotation, molecular function: protein binding. NCBI's taxonomy places the organism in Eukaryota, Metazoa, Chordata, Aves, Mesitornithiformes, Mesitornithidae. The transcript is spliced from 13 exons. The coding region runs from base 1 to 1743 and encodes 580 amino acids. The record is from RefSeq and is a predicted model, not a curated record.
AUGGCGGCACCCGGCUGCCGCAGCGUCUCGGCUGCUUUUUGGGAGCACCUGCGGCGCCUGGGUCUGCAGGACUUCCCCUGUGGCCUUGGCAGCUGGAACAAGUCCCGUUUUGAUGCACACGCAGCCCCAUCUGGACAGGAGGAGGCCAUGCUGCUGAGUGAGGAGAGCCCCGGGGCACUGGUGGAGCUGCUGAGGGACCCCCACAGCCCCUGGGCCCUGCCACCAGGCUGCAGCCCCCAGGACCAGCACCUGCUGGAAACGGCUGUGCUGGCGCCCAAGCUCGUCCAUGGCUCCCGCAUCUUCCAGCUCCUCAGGUCCCUGCGGAUCAUUGGCAAGGGAGUGGAGGAGGUCGAUGAGGGGCUGUUGCAGUUCCCACGGCUGGAGAAGCUCAUCCUCAGCACCAACAGGAUCAGCACAAUAACCUCGGCCAACCUGCCCAGGACGCUGAAGGUCCUGGAGCUGUGCUGCAAUGCUGUGGCUGAUCUGCAGGACCUCUGCGCUCAGCCUCCCCCGGGGCUGCAGCACUUGGGGCUGGGAUACAACAGGCUGUGCGGCUCUGCGCAGGACAAGUACCUGACUGCAGACUUCUGGCCAAAUCUUGUCUCCCUGGACCUGAGCUAUAACAGCCUCACGGAUCUGCAGGCGCUGGUCUCCCAGCUGUCCAGUCUGCAGAAGCUCCGCAUCCUGGUGCUCCAAGGGAACCCCCUGGCUCUCAUUCCCACGUACAGAGGUUUCCUCGUGGACAGCCUGCCCAAGCUCUGUGUCCUCGAUGACAUCCAGAUAGGGCCUGACGAGAGGCACCAGUUCCACGGUUUGGCGACGCAGCCAGAGAUGAUCAGGAGCGAAGCACGAGUGGUAGUGAGCAUUGGGGAGAUGAAGGGAAUCCCUGAUCCCAGUGCUCAUCAGGUUGACUCUGAGGCUCCGGUGAUCACCUACAGCUACUGCGUGACUUACGAGUUUGCGGAGGGAGAGGAGACGGAGGACAGUGGCAGCCCUGAGGGUCCCACGGUGACCACCCUAGAUGUGGACAGCUCUGCUGGGGACACAGGAGAAACAAAGAGCCAGUGGGAGCCUGCAGCCACAGAGGACCCCAAGGCCCACUCUGCAAGGGUGUUUGCCACCCCCGGACAGCCCUGGGCAGGCACCAUCGAGUGCAGCUACAGAAAGGAGCACAGAGUGAAGAACUUGGUGGGGCUGAAGUCCUACCUGGUGGCUGGAACAGUCAUCUCAGUCAUGGAGGAGAAGGUGUUCUCCUGGCCUGUUGAUGCUGAUCUCAAAGAAAAUGCAGUCACGAAGGGGAAGGCAGGACGGAAGGGUGGUGCCAAGGGUUCUGUGCCCAGAGAAAAGCAGCAGCAGCAGAAGAAGCAGCCGUGUGAACUCCGCAGCGACCCUCCCAUUCGGAGAACGCUGUGCUCCAGGAGGGUGACCCUGGACACCCUGUUGGCCACCGAGGACCUGGUGGCAACUGUGUGUGAUUUUGGAAUCCUGAUGACUGAGCAACCGCUGCAGCCACCAAGUCUGGAGAAGGUAAGGAGCGACAAGAAAAAAAGCAAAGACAAGAGCAAAAAACCCAAAGCAGAAAGCCAGGCCAGCCGGAAAACCACAGCGCCUGCCAAAGGGGGUCGGGCCCCCCAGCCAGUGCCGCUGACGGUUCAGUUCCAGAUGCGGCUGCUUCGGUGGCCCUCGAUGGCCGGCACCCAGAGCCAGGAGAGCAUGACUGUGGUGGAGGGGAAGGCUCAGUAA